UGUGCGGCGGCCACUAGAGCUGUCAAGGUCUCGAGUCAGAAGAAAACCGUAUCUGUGAUGUUGGAAUAAGUUGGAAUCAUUAGCGCCAAAUGUUACGAGGAAAAGUGUGCUAUUUCGAACAACUUAUGUCUGUAUUGUAACAAGGAGCGAGUUUAUCCAGCCGGUCAAUCUGUGUUCCUUGGAUUCAAUUCUUGGAGAGAAAUUUGAUCCCCAAUGCUAAAUGGCCAAGAAGACGUAUGAUCUGCUGUUCAAGCUUCUCCUUAUCGGAGAUUCAGGAGUUGGGAAGACUUGCGUUUUGUUUCGUUUUUCUGACGACGCAUUUAACACCACCUUUAUUUCAACUAUAGGAAUUGACUUCAAGAUCAAGACUGUUGAAUUACAAGGGAAGAAGAUUAAACUCCAGAUAUGGGACACAGCUGGCCAGGAGCGAUUCCACACAAUCACAACUUCCUACUACAGAGGAGCCAUGGGAAUUAUGCUCGUCUAUGACAUCACCAACUCCAAAAGCUUUGAGAACAUCAGCAAGUGGCUGAGGAAUAUAGAUGAGCAUGCAAAUGAAGACGUGGAAAGAAUGCUCUUGGGUAACAAGUGUGACAUAGAGGACAAGCGCAUUGUACCAAAGGCCAAGGGAGAACAGAUUGCUGCGGAACACGGCAUUAGGUUUUUUGAGACGAGUGCGAAAGCUAACAUCAACAUUGAAAAAGCCUUCCUCACACUUGCUGAAGAUAUACUGAGCAAGACUCCAGGAAGAGAGGCCAACAAUGAAAAUGUGGACAUGAACAGUGGGAGUGGCUCAGUAUCGAAAAGCAAGUGUUGCUGAACGACUCACUGACUGUUUCCUCUUUCACAUCUUCUUUUAUCUCUUUUCCAAAUUUCCUGUUUUACUCUCACACACCUAUAUGCCGAAUGGAAUUAAUCACCUUUUCUACUUUUUUUCCAUGAUAAAUUGUGAGAACAGUAAUUCAAAGAAACAUGCAAGUAAAGGGACUGGACUGUAUCAUAUUCUUUUUUUUUUUUUUUGGUUUUUAAAUGAACAAAAUCAAAGUGGGCUAGACAUUAUUACAUUGUGUUUGUUUUUGUAAUAGUCUGUCCACACAUGAAAAGGUUGUGUUAAUAGUUUUGGUCUGACAUAUUAACACUUCUAACUCAAGAAAUCAGAUGAGCACUAUUGUGUUUCCGGUACUAUACAAACCACAUAGAACUGCACUGUAUGUCAUAGACAUAACUGUAUUGUGACUAAUUUACUAAUUAAUGAUGGAACAGAAUUUUUCACAAUUACAGAACUAUGAUAAUGUCGUGUGCCUUAUAUGUAAUUGGAUGAAACUUAGCUCUAGCCCUUAUCAAGCUCUUCUGACACUGUUACUCAGAAUGACAUUAGGGCCUUGAACAGCUAAACCAGGCAUGGUCAAGAAUGGUUAGAGCAAAAAAUCCAUGAACACUGCCACAGCAAAGAGGAAGAAUUCACCAUACCUGGUCUGGUUAGAUGGUCACUAAGAAAGACCAAUGGAGUAUACUCAUUCUGUUCAGUAUACAGAAACGUUUGUAACGAAACAACGCAUUGACUUACAGAAACACCCUCAGUAUAAUAGAUCAGCUCUAUGCAGUGCUGAAAACUAUGCAAACUGUGGCUCGUUGGUCACAGUAAAUCUUUUUGUUCAUACAACUGCUUUUUUUUUUUGUUGUGACGAAAGUCUGUCCCAGUUCUUUAAUAAUAAUUAACAACAUUCUUUUCAGGCACUUUUGACUUUCUAACUUUGGAAACCUGAGUUCUGUAUUGUGUGGAAAUCUUGCUGCUCAGUUUCAGUAUCCAUGUUUUGUUGUCUGUGGGAGCGAUCAAUGCCACUGACAUGCUGGGAACUAAGACAUGCUGCUCGUAAGCACAUGACAAUAAUUUGUAUCCUCAUACCAUGAAGUGUAGUCAUGUCUCACUGGUUUUGAGUCAGAGGUUUUCUUUGGGAAUCUAUUUAGUGCGUUUCAGGGUUUCUGUAGGUCUUUCUCUCAUAUAUGUGCUCCUAAACACCAGAACAUUCUACCAUGCCGCAUGGGACUGUUAUUUUCUGUACUCUCAUUUGUGUGCUGUUGUACAUUUAGUAUAACUGGUGGAAGGGUGCUGUCACUCAUCAGGUAUAAUCUGUUCUUUUCUUUAAGAAAAAAAAACACUUCGGUUUAUGGGUUUUGUGUUACAUAUUUGACAAGAUCAAAUAAAUUCAUUCAAAAGUGUUUCAUGACCUAAAAAUUGGUAGUGGUGAUUGGCUGAUGUAGCUACCAAAAUCUUAAGUUUGUUGGUCAUAAUAACAGAAUCUGAUCUUAGAUUUUCCUGUUAUUUUACAGAGAGACAGAGUUCUCACUGAGUUGAUUAACGACGUCCACAGGUGCAUGCCACAUUUGCACCUAGAUAUCUUUUUUUUUGUACUACUCAUUUUAGUCAUGCAUUUUGCACAUUUGGCUUGAUGUUGUCAAGAAUCCUGGUUUACAUUAAAGAAUUUAUAGCCAAAAUAAUGUAGAAAGAUUUCGAAUUCACACAGAAGCUUCAAAAGAAUGAUGUGUAAUAAGAUCACAAGUGUUUUCCAAGCUGUCGGGCUUGAGGGCAUUGAAUGCAUUUUAGGAAUGUCUCAUUUAGGGAAAAUGUUUUAUGGAAUGGGACUUUUGGCUCAUGUUCACAACUUGUUUUCAAAGUGUUUUCUUUUUUUCCCACCAAUUAAAUCACAAUAGUAUGCAGUUUUAUAAACUUGUUUUUCCUUUUUCAAAUGAUCACUAAUAAACUCACUGGAU
This is a messenger RNA of Chanos chanos (milkfish), 2772 nucleotides long. Its product is annotated as ras-related protein Rab-10. The transcript is spliced from 7 exons. The record is from RefSeq and is a predicted model, not a curated record. Lineage: Eukaryota; Metazoa; Chordata; Actinopteri; Gonorynchiformes; Chanidae. Bases 221 to 820 code for a protein of 199 amino acids. Gene Ontology annotation, molecular function: GTPase activity; GTP binding.